Salvia splendens (bonfire salvia) is the source of this 825-nucleotide messenger RNA. RefSeq names its product cysteine proteinase inhibitor B. Gene Ontology annotation, molecular function: cysteine-type endopeptidase inhibitor activity. The transcript has a single exon. The record is from RefSeq and is a predicted model, not a curated record. NCBI's taxonomy places the organism in Eukaryota, Viridiplantae, Streptophyta, Magnoliopsida, Lamiales, Lamiaceae. The coding region runs from base 158 to 637 and encodes 159 amino acids.
GCAGAGGAUGACAAAAAACAGAGCAUAACUCUAUCUAUCUUCUGGCCUCUGCAUUACAUAAUAAUAAACGCGGUACCUCGUUGCUGUGCCACACCCUUCCUUACGUGUCAUCUCUCUUGAAUUACUCAACACAUCUCUCAUCACUCUCUCUUUAUAUAUGGGAGUAUGUAUUAUUAUUAUCACAACACAACAACACAUCAUCUUCAAUUCAUCUCUCACUGAAAUGGCCAAAUCAAGAUUCCCUUCUCCAACGCUGCUGCUCCUCCUCCUCGUCUUCGUUCUCGUUGCCGCUGCUGCGGGCAGAAAAGUGGGGGGGCGGAUGCAGGUGAGGAACGUGAAGGAGAACAAGCAAGUGCAAGAGCUGGGGAGAUACUGCGUGACAGAGUACAACAACCGUCACAUUCACAAGGCCAACGGCAGCAUCGGCGAGAAGCUUCUGGUGUUCUCGCAAGUGGUGGAGGCGGAGACGCAGGUCGUCUCCGGCAUCAAGUACUACCUCAAGAUCUCCGCUGCCACGCUCGGAGGCGGCGGCCCGCACGAGAUUUUUGAAGCGGUCGUGGUGGUCAAGCCGUGGCUGCAUAAGAAGGAUUUGGUCGACUUUGCGCCUUCUACUAAUACCGCCAACUUGGAUGGAUAACACCAAUCACUAAUUAUCUAUUUUCUACUUCUUCUGAUUUUGUUUUUUUCUUUGUUUAAACUUUGUGAAUCAAGUACGGGUAAUAAUGGGUGAGUUUCUACUACACAAUCUCCAACUUACAUGUUUUUGUACUACUAUUACUAUUAUUGCUAAAUUAUUACAUAAUCUACUAAUUAAUCAUUGGUCAA